CUACACACCAUACAGACGCAGUGGUACUAGUAGAUCUUCUAAUAUAAUAGGAUUAUAAUUAUCCUGGCGGUGCUGCUCUUGAAGUACUCCAGUCGAUAGCAAUAUGCUUGAUGAAAAGAUGGACACCGAUGAACAGAUAGAAAUGCAGCCACUCGUCGAGGGCAGCUCAGGCCUGAUGAGCUUACGCCUUGGUUCACCGGAGGGUCCUUCUAAAAAUAACUCUCUCUCGGAUAGAUGUGGCUUCCUGUCAUUCCGUACCAUGAAGCGUUGGGUAUACGUUGGUUUGGUGCUGCUCCUGUUUGUGGCAACGUCCAUUCCGCUUUUGACCGUCCAUUUCAUCAAAGGACCUACGACAUGUCAGCGGCUGGAAGAAAAGAGUAUCCACGGACAACCAAUCAACUUGGUGGAUGGCAAUCGCACCAUUUGGCUGGAAACCUUCAUAGGCAACGGAUACAACAUUGGAAAUGCAUUGUCCGAAUACUGGGCAUCUCGUGCCUUGGCACAAAUGGGAGGAUACAACCUCUUCCGACAUGGACAUACAGCCACCAGUGAGUUUGAUGGUUGGACCAACGGUGAAUUUGUCCGAUUUCUCCCACACAAUGUCACCAAUACCGGUACUGCAGAAGAGAAUAAUUCCAAUGAUCCCAAAGCAUUUCAGCGGUUUCUCUGCAACACUCCUACCGAGCUCAUGAAUAUCCACGAAUACCAGUACGGCUGGAGUGAUAUUUGGGAGACCAUUCAAAAGGAGGAAAUUGCCGCUUUGAAAAAAUAUGCCGACCACAGGUACAGCAACGAUGCCGAAAGUAGGCGACAACUCCUGGGGGAAUUCUAUGAACAGGAUGAUUGGUUCAUCUACGAUAGGUGUUGUAUCUUCUGCCAUCCUAUACAUGGGUUUGCCACCCUUUCCUUCUAUGAUAAUAUCCCUAGCACUGGAACUUUUAAAGUGUAUUCCAUAUCGGGCCAUUAUGAGGGUUGGGGAGCAGCAUUUUGUGAGGAAUUGCAUCAAAUUCGAGAUGACUACAUCCGAGCCCGCAAUCCGAAUGUUACAAUAGUUUCACUGCAGAACUCGGAUGACCGUGAUGUUGACUUUGGGCGAAUAGCAUUUGCUCCCAAUCUCUUGAUACCAUCCGCUGGGUCGUCAUGGGGGCUUUGGGCUGCAGUUGCUAACGCUGGAAAUGUGGUGACAGUCAAGAUUAUGCAUGACUAUGAUUAUGUAUCCAAAGUGUCACCCCCAAACUAUCAUGUUGACAAGCAUGCCACUGUGCUCUACAACCCAGAAUGGUAUCCACCAGCCGCCAAAGUGCUUGGAUUCAGCAAUUCUAGCACUUUCCUAGAAACUCCAGAAGGCAAGAAGAAGCUAUUUGACUGCUUUAUCAACUGUUAGUGAUGAUGAUAAUAUUAUUGAGAAUAAGAUGAAAACAAGUCGCAAAAGUACAUUGUAAUACAGUAGUCUACAAGUGACUCCCAGAGCUGUCGGCUGCUUCGUAGUACAGUACUCAGUACAGUAUCUAGUUAUUACGACGGUACCGGUUGGCUGUUGGAACCUCUGCUGCGUCCUAUGCAUGUAUGCGUAGCUUUUUUAUCCGCGUACGGUAUUCUUGAAGUUCACCAACAGAACUUGUCCACCAUGAGAGAAGUUAAGAUUGGGCGUAGAGAUCCAAGAAAACACGCUGAAUUUCCAGUCACUGGAUGUGGUUGCAGUGUUUUAGUGCUUUUCGCUCAUAUUUACACCUCCUCCCACUGUUACUAUUUUGUGCGGAUGUACUGAAGGACGGAUACUACAUGUUGUCGAGAAAAGAUGGGUUUUCAAGGACAUGAUGUGGCGCGGAGGCAAUUAUCAUCAAUCUUUUUCGGUUGCUCCUUGGAUUUAGUUAAAAUCUUAGCAUUAUUACUGAGUACC
This is a messenger RNA of Seminavis robusta, 1900 nucleotides long. Lineage: Eukaryota; Bacillariophyta; Bacillariophyceae; Naviculales; Naviculaceae. The record is from the annotation of a GenBank genome assembly.